Molecule: messenger RNA, 2072 nt
Organism: Chara braunii
Lineage: Eukaryota; Viridiplantae; Streptophyta; Charophyceae; Charales; Characeae
Source: the annotation of a GenBank genome assembly
GCGGACCAACUUUAUUUUAGAAAAUGAUGGGCAAGAUAGGGUGAACGUGACCAUCAGGCUGUGAACAACAUAAUGGAAGGUCGUAUAGAACGCAGUUAUGGAAGAUGAAGGGAAUGGCCUGGAAGCGCCACAGGAAACGGACGCGCAAAAACAAGAGAAGGUUUACAGGAAACCUAGAGAAGAGGCUCCGAUAGACAAAGCAACCUCGGCCAAAAAUAAAUUUCGGUAUCAGAUUCCCAUCCUGACUAUGCCCGAGAUCAAUGACACCCUUAGCAAGCUGCUAGCGACCAUGGUGUUGGCCUCAUUUCAAACCAUGCUACAAGCAAGUCCUAGGCUCUUGAAAGACCUUAGGCAGCUACUGACGAGACGAAGAGUAGAGAUAGAAGAAGGGUCGGAACAACAGGAAGAAGGGAAGGAAGAGGAGGCACCGCGAGAAGUCGCUAACCUCCGAAGGAUUCCCGGGGACCUGAAAAACCUAGAGAAGGCCUUCGCAAACAUCCGGCUAAGCCUGCCAGACCGCGAAGGUAGCGAGGUUAUGAGGGCGCCACCAGGGGCAAAACUUCGUUUUCAUGCACUGCCAGUGGGCAAGUUGAAAGUCCAGAUUGGAAGCCACCCCACCGAUGCGCUGGUGGACGGAGGGGCUGAAAUCAUGCUCAUUAGGCGAGACUUUGCGAAGAUUACGAGAUGCCCAGUAAACAAGGAGACAACUGGAAGCAUCCGUGGAACAGACCUCUAUUCCGGAUACAAUCAGCUCCCGCUGGACGCCCGGGAUAGACCCUACACGGCUAUGCAUACCCCGGUAGGUCAGCUGCAAAUGCAAGUGACUCCUAUGGGCUUUACCAAUGCUGUGGCGGAAGCACAAAGGAGAAUGCUCGCAGUUGCGGGAGACAUGUUCCCUGCAAAAUGUGAACCUUACAUUGACGACAAUCGCAUCAAGGGCACACGGGACAAGGAUGAAACGAAAAUUCAGCCUGGAAUGCGGAGAUCUGUGUGGGAUCACUUGCAGGAUAUCAAAGAGCUUCUCCGCAGGUUCCUGGUAUACAACAUCACUGUCCGCGGCCCUGAGAGUAUCCUGGUAGUUCCAGAAGUGACCAUCCUGGGGUUUCGUUGCGGGUCAUAUGGGAGGAAGCCCGACCUUGCCAAGACUGACAAAAUCUCUCAAUGGCCAACACCCCUACGAACCACAACGGAAGUGAGGGCCUUCCUAGGGGUUGUAGGGUCUUGGAGAAUUUUCAUCAAAGGCUUCACUAAGAUAGCAGAGCCCAUUCGGAUCAUGAUUCGCGAAGAGGGUACAUUGGACUGGACAAAGGAACGAGAGGCCACCGUCCAGACCCUCAAAGACAUAUUGACGUCUGAGCAGGUCACCCUUGUCGCUCCAUGCUUUAACGAUGAGGUAGGGCGUCCGUUUGUACUUGAAAGCAAUGGGGGGUCACUGGGCGUAGGAGGAGUCCUGAUCCAAAGAGGGGAGGAUGAGAGAGAACGACCAAUCAGAUUCGAGAGUAGGACGCUGAACUCGGCUGAGCGCCGCUAUUCUCAAUUCAACCGUUCUCCAUUACCUCAAGACCUUCCAAGCUUACCUCUUUGGAAGGAGGUUCAUCUUGAGGAUCGACCCGAAAAACGUCGCAGGGGCAUUUAAGAACUACAAGCCUAUAGACUCUACCGUGGGAAGAUGGGUUGGGUUCAUUUGCCAGUUUGAUUACAAGAUCGAGCACAUAGCCGGUCUUAGGAAUAGGGCAGAUGGCCUGAGUAGGGUUUGCAUUACACCAGAGCGAGUAGAGGAACCAAUCGAUGCGUUCCUCGGCUAUGAGGGAGGGACCCUUGUGGUAGACAAUGAGAUGGUACAGCCUACCUGCACAUCCGGGGAAUUAUUGACUAAGGCAUUAGAGAAAGGGUCUCUCGUCGUGGUGGCAGAACUCACGAAGGGAGCAGUCACAAGGACCGGCCGCAAGGAAAAGGACUCAUGGGGUGACAUUGUGGGACCUCAGGAAGAACUGAUGGCAAUGACUGUAGAAGGGGGACGGGAAACAAUUAUGAGUUUGGUUGAGUCAUGGGAACAAAAGCGGCAACAAUAU